Molecule: messenger RNA, 4751 nt
Organism: Harpegnathos saltator (Jerdon's jumping ant)
Lineage: Eukaryota; Metazoa; Arthropoda; Insecta; Hymenoptera; Formicidae
Gene: MBD-R2
Product: PHD finger protein MBD-R2
Exons: 18
Coding region: 454-4668 (1404 amino acids)
Biological process (GO): regulation of transcription by RNA polymerase II
Cellular component (GO): NSL complex
Molecular function (GO): DNA binding
Source: RefSeq, a predicted model, not a curated record
GAGAAAAAAUGGAGUAGGUAUACCGGGAGUGCAGCCGAAAUGGACCUUCUUAUCGAUGCUGUGGCGACGCUGGCGUCGUAUCGAUCGAGUUGGCGCGAUGACGAUGGAGGAUAUCCAGCUGGAUUCCGGUGCUCGAUGCUGCCCUAUCGAUCGGUUGAUCAGUGUCGCGCGUGUAGCCAAGAGGUCGGGUGUUUCGUCAGUAGUAGUGACUGUGCGGCGGCGGCAGACCGCGCAUUGCGAGAGUCGCAGUCGAUAGUCGAGCGAAGUUGUACGUGGAUACUGCUGGUACGCGGGGAGAGAACGGUUCGAGUUUCCGACGAAGCGGAAGAGCGCCUCGACUUGCACGGGACGUGCGUGAUCACUCGUGGAGACGAGCGUCGUACCGUUCGGUGCAGUUUCCGUUCGGCGUCCGUACUGUUCGUCAACACGCUGCUAUGUAGCGCCGGUUUGUAAAUGAAGCAGCGGCGGCGUAUAGCGCGCUCGCGUGCCGAGGGGAGGAGAAGAGCGCCGUCCGCUGUAACCGCGGCGGCGGCGGUAGCAGCGGUGGCGGCCGCGGGGGCGAUGGGAAUGGCGCGCAAAUGCUGCGUGCGUAGCUGCGAGGCGGACGUGCGGGAGGCGCGCGCUAAAGGACUGCCUCUUCACAAGUUCCCCAAGGACGCCGUAUUGAAGGACAGGUGGUUGGCCAGUGGUGGAUUCGAGAAGAGCUUCAAGCCGACGCCGGGCCAGGUAGUUUGCCAUCGGCAUUUCAAACGCGCCGAUUACGAAGCCGCUGCGCGAGGCCACAAGUUCCUGCUGAAGCGAGGCAGCGUUCCCUCGGUCUUUGCGGAUUAUGACAAUCAUCCAGAUCCUGUAAUUAUAUCAGUAAAGUCAUCAACAUCAUAUGCGCAAGAAGAUUUGGAUCUGAUCAAUUCAGAAAUAUUAAAUCUGGAACAUUCUGUCUCACCGUUAUUAUCUGAAGCAAGAACACCUAAAUCUGACAGUUGUGGCGAGCAAUGUUACUCCAGGCCUGAAUCUUCUACUGAUUCGUUAAAUCCUCCAGAUAAUUCAGAAUUAAUAGAUACUGGAUACAAAAUGACAACUCUAAAGGAAGAAACUGUGACAAUGAUGAAAGACAAGUCGAUGGAGAAUUCAGAUAGUAAAGUGAAUACAGUAGCUAUGCAACUUGGUAUUGUUGAACCAGGAAUAAUAAAAACUGUUGCCAAAGAUUUAAUGAUAAAGGAGGAAUUAAAAGACAUUAAAUUAUCUGAUGACAAAGAAUUUGACAAAACAGAAGAAAUAAAACCAAAAGUUUUAAACAAAGAUGGAUUAAAGUUUUAUCCUGGUGCUAAAUUAGAAGCUAAAGAUUUUAGUGAAAAGUGGUAUUCUGCAAAAGUGGUAGAAACAGACUGGGAUGAGAGGGAAGUUCUAAUACAUUUUGACAAAUGGAAUUCAAGGUUCGAUGAGUGGAUACCAAUGGAUAGUUCCAGGCUUCGUGUAUUACAAACUCCACCAAACGAACAAACUUGGAUCCUGCCAUCUCCGGAAACAAAAGUGAGGGACUUUUCAGUGGGAGAAAGGAUACUCGCUACGUGGGCGGACGGUAGAAAAUAUCCAGCCAAAGUGAAUGCGGUCUUAAGUAAUGAUAGAUACGAUGUAUUGUUCGAUGAUGGAUACGGGAAGAUCGUUAAAUCGUCAAAAAUGACCAAAAUCGCCGCAACCCCGACUAAGCAAUUGAGUGAAUUGGAAGGAUAUAUCGGUAGUAAACAAGAAAGGAGAGACAAGAAAAGAAAACAUACAAUUAUGGAGUUGUUUCAUACUAACUCUAGAAAACGUAUAAAAACUGACUCUGAUAAAACGCCAAAGAAAGUGGAAACUGUUGUUAAGGAAAGUGGAGAAAGCAGUUUAGAAACCAAAAUUGAAUUGGAUGGUACAAUGUACGGUCCUUGUUUUGAGCCUGACACAAAUUUGUUAAAGGGGUUUGAUACCAACAUCGCAAAGAUCAAAUCAUAUUCGAAGAAAAGCAAGAAAGAGUUGCCCAAAAUUGAUACAGAUCAUGAAGAAGAUGUUGGUCCUGAGUGGAUUGAUGGAGAACCACAAGGGACAGAAUCUUAUAUUGUAGAUGGUAAUGAUGGACCACGUCGAUCUAUAAUAAUAUCAGAUAAAAGAUUGCCACCUGGGUGGGAAAAACAUUUUACACAAAGGAAAGCUGGUACAUCAGCAGGAAAGUGGGAUGUGCUGUUUAUACACAAGCAGACUGGAAAGAAAUUCAGAUCUAGAAACGAUAUCAGAGUGUUCAUGGAAAACCAAGGACAGUUGGAUUUUGAUCCUGAAAAAUUCGAUUUCUGCAUACAUCGUAAGAAACGGAACGUGCAUCGUAUUAAACAAGAGAUUACACCGGAAGUACCGAAAAAGAUAAAAACCUUAUUGCCCAAAACGAAAGCAUUAGCCACACCUGAGAGUACAUCUCUUAUUGCGAGUACUCCCGAUAUUCCACCUACUGCCUCGACGCCUACUACAUCUGCUACAGAUAGUGAGAUGAACUAUUCAGUUUUUAUUGGUGGACUUCGUGUGGAAAUGGAAGACAGUGCUUAUAAAUGUCCUAAGGAAGGAUGUAAUAAGAAUUUCCGAAAAGAAAAUUUAUUGCAAAUGCAUAUUAAGCAUUAUCAUCCUGAAUAUUCUAAGUUUUUGGGAUCUACUCCAAAAGUCGAAGACUUGGCUUAUGCAAGAACAAUCGGAGAAUCUAUAGAAGACAUUAUUCCGAAGAAAUCGACGCCAUUCUUAGAAAAAAUCAAUAAAAUCGGAAAGAAGAAAUCUCUUCCAGAUAAACUAUCUUCCAAUUUAUUGCAACCAGUAUUAAAUCCUGUGCAACCUACAUCUCCUUCAAUAUCAGCUCCAUUAAUAUCUGAAUUAGAGGAGGAAAUAGAUCAAUCGGAAAAAUGUAGUGACUUGCAGAAGGACGAUGUAAAGAUUGAAACAAUGUCUCCCAUGUCUAAUCACAGUAUGGAAAUAGACGAUGACAUUGAGAAGAAAAGAGAAAAUGCUUGCGCCAUGUCUCCUACUACAUUAUUCGAUAUGAAAGUUAAAGAAGAGAAAACGCAAGUUGGAAUUAAGACAUUAUUACCUGUGAGACCAUCCACAACAUCCGAGUCGCAAAAAAUCGAUAAGACGAAACCUGUGGAUGAGAUAAUGCACAUUGAACGUACAAAAAAUUCAAAGAAAAGGCAAUCCGAAUAUAGCAUGCACUUACCUGCUAAAGGAAAAAAACGACAUGAUCUCAUCGAUAGUUUCGGCGAUUUAGAUGACAGCGCUCUGGAUGUUGAUGGACCGACAGCACUCAUGUAUAGAUAUAGUCGUAGAAAAUCCGAUUCCAAAAGUGAUGAAAAUAGUCAAAAUAGUCAACUAAAUGAUUCUCGCAUUGAAAAAGGCGAUCCCUUAAAAGGGGAUACUAGCAAAACUGAUAUUAAUAAUGAUGCAGAAGAGAGUGAAGGAGUAAUGAUGAUGAUCAAUGGUGAAAUGGUAAAAGUGGAACAACUUCGAAGGGAAGAAAUAAUAAAUUGUACAUGUGGUUUUAUGGAAGAGGACGGUCUAAUGAUACAGUGCGAUCUCUGUCUUUGCUGGCAACACGGUCACUGUAAUGCGAUUGAAAGAGAGAAAGAUGUACCUGAAAAAUAUAUCUGUUAUAUAUGUCAACAUCCGUAUCGGCAAAGAUCAUCGAGAAAGUAUUUUCAUGAUCAGGACUGGAUUAAGGAAGGAAAAUUGCCAAGCUUGCCCAAUCGUACUCGGGAUCAGUAUAUGAUAAAUCAAAGAACCGCGAUGUUGAAACGGUCGUAUGAUUUAGUUGGUGCACUCUUGCAAAUACAACAAAUUCUUCAUAGUUUGCGCGUGAAGAUCAAUGUUGCUCAGCAGAAGGACCACCCCAAAUUAUAUCUUUGGGCUAAGAAUUGGGAGAAGACGAAUAUACCAAAAGUAGAUUUUGAACCGGUACCAGUAAUGGAAAUAACGAAAUCAGGAGUGGAUUUUAUCGACACAGGUGUUGAGAAUUUGCGACGUAUUGAGCCAAAGACAGAAAUUAAAUUACCUUUGAAAGAUGAUCAAGACGAGAAGUCAAUCGCCUCCGAUUCGGAAUUAAUGAAAAUACUGGAAGAGGAUAGCACACAUUCUGACGAGUCCAGAGUCACCGGUAAAAGAGAAGGCUUAAUUAAUUCAAAGGAUAGUCAUAUACUUUUGGAUGCAUUGACAAAUAGCAACUCCGACAUGAAACAAAGGAAUGUUGAUGCAGAUAUUAAAACGGAGAAUAUAGGUUUGCUUGCUGAGAAAAAUAUGAUGAAUAAUUCUAUAUCAGAAAAUCUAAGUUCAAACUCGCUCAUUAAUGAUGACCAACCAGAGUCUAAUAUAGUUCAAGUUGAGGACGAAGUCACCGCACCUUUACAACCUUUCAUACCGGAACCCGAAGCACCAAUCGAUCCAGCAGAGUGUCGAAUGAGAUUAUUAGAACACAUCGAACAUUUUCAGAAUCACAUCGAAUCGAGAUUGUCGUCUAUAGAUGCGCAAGUUUGCGCUCUGGAGGCUAUGGAUAUGGAAGAACUUGAAGAACUUCCGAAUCCACAUAUGCAGUCACGUCUUAAGCAAACUGUGCAGAUGUUAUUACGUGAUUUAAAUACAGUCCGGAAAUUGGCAGCGUUAUGUUAAAACAGAAUAAAUUAUUACACCUAUCAAAUUUGGAAUAUUCAAACAUGUAUAUAAGAUAUAUAUAUAUAUAAAAUGUGUGUGUG